AUGCUCCAUCAAGUCAUUGCCCCGAAGUCAAAGGCGCGUCCUCAUCUGUGUGAACACGCCGCUCAUCAGUACAACGGCAGUGAUAUGUUUAUUUCUAAUGUCUCUAUGCCCCUGAGCGCAAUUUCAAGAACAAAUUGCUGGCAAACCUCAUUAUCAAAAGACGUGCAGGUGACAACUCGUGCCACUCACCUACGGAGCGCAACAAAAAAGUCGAAUGAGGAAAGAGACCAGCAAGGGAUGCUGCUGGUUCCUUGGUUGGACGACGAUCGUCCAGCUUACCCGCACCCCACGAACCAGUCGGCCAACUGUACAUGUUGUGCAGCUGGUUGCAUCCCAGACUAA
This is a messenger RNA of Aspergillus niger, 342 nucleotides long. RefSeq lists its product as hypothetical. The record is from RefSeq and is a predicted model, not a curated record. The transcript is spliced from 3 exons. Bases 1 to 342 code for a protein of 113 amino acids. Lineage: Eukaryota; Fungi; Ascomycota; Eurotiomycetes; Eurotiales; Aspergillaceae.